This is a messenger RNA of Ruditapes philippinarum (Manila clam), 1710 nucleotides long. RefSeq lists its product as uncharacterized. The record is from RefSeq and is a predicted model, not a curated record. The transcript has 2 exons. Lineage: Eukaryota; Metazoa; Mollusca; Bivalvia; Venerida; Veneridae. The coding region runs from base 593 to 1522 and encodes 309 amino acids.
AGCCCUGGAGGGACAUUUAUUAUUUAAUAAUUAUUACUUAUUACUUAAAACCAAUAAUCAUUAUUUAGCACAUAUACCCCGUUAUUUAUAAUUUAUUACUUAUUACUUAUUACCUAUUAUCUAUAACUUAUUAUCUGCCAGUGGCGGGAAAUAAUGAACACAUGGUGCAAAAUAGAUGUCAAAAAGUUCACUUCUGUGAAAAGUUACAUUGUUACGCAGCACAAGACAAAAACCAGUAACAGAGGGUCAGAUGGAAAUGCUUUGGAGUGCAAGGGUUGUACUGUUCUCAACAAUUCUGAUAAGCCAUGCAGGAGCUGUUGUACCUCAUAAAACACCACCAGUGAAUCAAAAUAAACAGUCUAGACUAAACUUGGUGAAAGAAUAUUUCAGGGAUGGUUUUUAAGUACUUUGAAAUCGUUCUUCUUUUAUUUUCUCAACACAAUAUUAAAAUCAGCAUACGGCACUUGAAGCAAAUACUGAAGGCGAAUAAUUUAUGCCGCCGAGGAGAUGUUCUUACCGCAAAAGAUGACGUUAUUAAAGAAUUGAUAGAGAAAGAACUUCAGUAUAGUGGAAUUGUAUCGACUAUAGAAGUAUGUGGCGUCGUUUAAUGUACGACUAUAAAUUAAAAGUUAAGAGGCAUGAUGUAAUGCGGUUAAUGAGAGAAAUAGAUCCUGAAGGGGUACGCUUGAGAAAGGCCCACAGGCUAAUUAGAAGGAAAUAUUGUGCACAAGGCCCAAAUUAUAUUUGGCACGUUGACGGAUACGACAAACUUAAACAAUUUGGUUUGUGUAUUCAUGCAGCAAUAGACGGGUAUAGUCGUAGAAUUACCUGGUUAGAAGUUGGGGCAAGUAAUAACGAUCCAAAAUGCAUCGCUGAUUAUUAUAUUGAAUCGAUUAAGACUUUAAAACUUGUCCCUCGUAUUGUAAGAGCUGACUGUGGCACUGAAAACACACACAUCAGUUUUCUACAACCCUUACUUCGACGAAACCACAAUGAUUCAAUGUUUGGAACCAAGAGCUUUAUGUUUGGGAGAAGUACCUCGAACCAACGAAUCGAAGCCUGGUGGAGCUACCUGCGACGUCAAGGAAUACACUGGUGGAUAAAUAAACUGAAAGAUUUGCGAGAUACUGGCGAAUUUAAUGCACUUAAUCCGAUACAUAUAGAGUGUGUCUGUUUUUGCCUUAUGGAUGUUCUGCAAGCAGAACUAGACCGUAUUGCAAAACACUGGAAUUUACACAAUAUCCGACCUCAGAAAAGUGUAAACGAACUUCCUUCUGGUAAGCCAGAUAUAUUAUUUUACGUUCCAGAAUUAUUUGGUGGAUUCGAAAUGGGGAAAAGUGUUGACGAUAUUGAACUAAAUCUUUGCCAAGAAAUGUAUGCUACCCCCAAACAAAAAGAGAGAGCAGAAUUCCAUGAACUGGCAUACCUUCUUAAGCCAAAUCUACAGAUCCCGUGUAAUGCAAAUGAUGGUUUAAAGUUAUAUGAAGAAUUGAUAUGCCUUUACGAUCAAGAAUGUGACUAGCAUAUGCGCAUGAACAGUAGCAUACUGAACAUAUACAUAUAUAUAUACGAAUAAUUGCAUAAAUGUCUUUUGAUAAUUUAAAAUAAAGUUGUGAUAUAUUCAAUAACUUGAGUAUUAAAUGGACACAAUUUUUUUGCUUAACAUUACUUCUUUACAGCCUCUUAAAUACUAUAAUUUUCACUUUAGUC